This is a messenger RNA of Coccomyxa subellipsoidea C-169, 1371 nucleotides long. RefSeq lists its product as hypothetical. Bases 1 to 1371 code for a protein of 456 amino acids. The transcript has 9 exons. The record is from RefSeq and is a predicted model, not a curated record. Lineage: Eukaryota; Viridiplantae; Chlorophyta; Trebouxiophyceae; Coccomyxaceae.
AUGUCGGUUAUUUGGGUUGACCAGGAAGUGCGAGAACUCAAUAAAGAGCAAAUGGAUCGGUACAAGCUUACCUCCCAGCAGGUUCUGGGCAUAGCACAACAGCUCUUUGAGGAGAAUACCCAACAGUGGGACACCAGGAAGUGGAAUGCUGCGUGCCAGUACCUUCAACAACAUUUUCUGGACUUUCACAUGUGGAAGUUCCUCAAAACAGCUCGUGAGUGCUGGGGUGAGAAUGUUCCUGGGGCACAAGCUCCUGCCAAGCAGGGUGCUGACAUGAUCGCCACCGCAGACGAGACUGCCGUGGCUCCAUCUGCGCAUGUGUCUUGUCCAGGAGACGCCCUGAGCAACAUAGCGGCAGCAGGUGAUGCCCCACAGGAGUCCUGCGCUGCCUUUGACAGGGCCAGGCAUUGUGGAGGGUGCAGAGGCCCCAUCCCGAACCCCGAUGCAUUCUCGCAUAAAUGCGACGUGUGCGGUUUCCCAAACCAUCCCUUCUGUGGUGACCCUAUCACAGAGGAGGGGCAUGGGCAGGUCAUCCGCUGCAAAACCUGCCGGCCAUCAGGUGGAAACCUGCUAGGGCAUCCGGUCCAGGGCAUGCCCAGCAUUCCUCCUGUUGGGCGCGCUGCAGCGGCCAGGGAACGCGGCUCAGCUGGAGCCGAGAUCGGGCAUUCGUCAGAUGGCAAUGCAGGCGAUAAUGAUGCAGAUCCUGGCCAGAUAAAGGGCCAAGGAAACCACCCAGCAUCGAGACAGAAUCUGCAGAGCCGCAAGCAGUGCCAGAAGUGCAUGCAGUGGCAUGGCAAUAAGAAGGGUGCGGGACAAAAAAGCAGCCGCUGUGGGAAAGCGGUCCCACUGACAAACAGCGAUGGGACAGCAAAGCUUGAUGCUGAGGGCAAGCAGAUUGUUACGAUCUGCGACUAUGUCUUUGUGUCCAGCACACAGCGGGGCCUGCGCGACGCACAGCGCAAGGCUCUGCUAGCUGACGAGCCUCGACUGCCAGAUGCUAAGAGAAUGAGAUAUGCACAUGUCGAGAAAGCCUUUGCAAGCGCUGUAAAAAAGGUGACAUCACUGGCUGAGAAGGAGGGCGUGGACAUGUUUGUGGCACUCAUAGCCCCGGCAUACUACUCGGCCGCUGUCCGUGCUGCUCCAACCAAUGACAGGCAUGUGGAGAAGGUGCUGAAUGAAUACGAUUCUUCUGCCAUCGCUGCCGUCAUGUUGCGGCAUUCCACCGGCCCUCAUUCCCGGCGGGUCUUCAAUCAUGAGGCCAUGCAGAAUGCCAUGAACAAGGGCAGCUCCAGCACUAUCAACAACAUGGUGAAGGCAGAGGAGGAGAAGAGGGAGAAGGAGUUCUGGGGCUGCUUCUGGGAGUGGCAAUGA